UCGGCACCUCGCCAUCUCCAGAAAGCGCCCCGACACUGACAACCGGCAGCUCAAGCCCAACCCUUGACUUUUACCACCCCCCAUAAAUAUCCCACCAGAGCGAACUGCUGCACCCCUCCAACCCCACGAGCCACAAUGUUCACGACGCGAUCAUUUGGCGUCGCCCAGGCCGCUCCACGAGCCGCACGCUCGUGCGAAGCAUGCCUCCCCCGUGUGCCCCGCAUCUCUCGGAAGGGCCCCCAGCGCCGCCUCCAAUCCUCGGGCACCACGGGCCCAACUUCGGGAGCCAAUAGCUCAGGCGCAUCGCACAUCAGCUCAGGCGUUGCCGGUGGCCUCGCCAGCGCGUCGCUGCUCUACGGCAUCUGGCUCUUCACCCCGUCGGGUAAGAUGAACACGGCGAUCAACAAGGCGGCCCGCGAAGCCAACACUAAAUACCAGCAAGUCGCCUCCACCAUGCGCGACAAGGCCCCGAGCGCAGACGAAGCCGUUGACAGGAUCAGGCAGAUCUGCUACGCGUACGUCGGCUGGAUCCCUGGCGGCCGGCAGUACGUCGACACGGCCUUCCACGACUUCGACACGGUCCGCGAGAGCCACCGCGACGAGGUGGACAAGCUCGUCGACGACACAUACCGCAAGUUCCAGGACAUUGCCAAGUCCGGGCUGAACAUGGAGACCUUGUCAAAAUCCUACGACGCCCUCACGGACCUGGCGCAGAAGCUCGCCAAGCUCACCGGGAGCGCAGCCGAGCAGAUUCUCGAGAACCACCCGCAGCUCAAAGAUAAGGUCGGCGAGCCCAUGUCUCAGCUGAAGCAGAUGGGCGAGAAAUACGGCCCCGAGGCUAAGAAGAUGGUGGACGAGACGUGGGACCAGGUCGGGGAGGUCAUGGCCGGCGGGUUUACUGCCGACAACGCGAACAAGGUGAAGAAGAUGGUCGAGGAGAAGCUGGAGAAACUCCGGAAGCUGGGCGAUCAAGUGUGGGAGAAGGGGCUUGAGCAGGCGCGCCCCUAUUUGGACAAGAGCCCGCGUGUCAAGCAGCUCAUCAUGGACAACCAGGAGCUCCUCAAGCAGGGAAAUGCGUCCGCGCUGUUCAAGCAGGCGAAGAGUGCCGUGGAGAGCGGGGACACGAGCAAGCUCGAGGACUACAUCAAGAAGGCGGUGGACAAGGCCAAGUCGUCGACGGGCGAGGGAGCGGAGUCGCUGAUGGGAGGCGGCAGCGCAAGCUUCGCGGCACUGGGGCAGUUCCUUGGUGUCACGUCACACGGGACAGGCGAGAAGAUACAGCAAAACAUGUCGCUGCUGACUGACGUCGUUAAGAAGCACUCUGAUGAGGGCGAACGCCUCCUUGAGGAGACGAAGGAAGAGCUGAAGCGGGUGCUCGAGGACAAGGCCAAGAAGGCGCAGCAGAUCGUCGACAAGGCCAAGGAUGGCAAGUGAUGACACGAGCUGGAUCCAUGUUCCGAUGACCAUGUGUAAUUAGCAUGCCUGUACUGUAAUACUCGGCAGUGUAUUCAUACCCUAAACGCGUUGUUGUCUUCGUGCGCUCGACAUUAUCUUAGACGGCUUGCUCGUCGUGUCUAAUAACACGUUGAAUCGUGAUUCUGAGUUGCUUCAAUG
Messenger RNA from Lasiosphaeria miniovina, 1614 nucleotides. RefSeq lists its product as uncharacterized. The record is from RefSeq and is a predicted model, not a curated record. The transcript has a single exon. Lineage: Eukaryota; Fungi; Ascomycota; Sordariomycetes; Sordariales; Lasiosphaeriaceae. The coding region runs from base 136 to 1434 and encodes 432 amino acids.